Molecule: messenger RNA, 2415 nt
Organism: Toxoplasma gondii ME49
Lineage: Eukaryota; Apicomplexa; Conoidasida; Eucoccidiorida; Sarcocystidae
Product: UAA transporter family protein
Exons: 5
Coding region: 1-2415 (804 amino acids)
Biological process (GO): transmembrane transport
Cellular component (GO): endoplasmic reticulum membrane; Golgi membrane
Molecular function (GO): transmembrane transporter activity
Source: RefSeq, a predicted model, not a curated record
AUGGAAGGCUCGUCUUCUCUGGCGGGGGCGACUUUGGUGGUUGUCGGCAUGUUUGUGCCGUACAUCUUUGCGGGUCUUGCACAACGACGUCUCUACGACAAACCGCCUUCUGCAACUGCCUCCUCUCCUCGGUGCGCUGAAGCAACUCUCUCCUCUGCUCUCUCCUCUGCUCUCUCGCCUCCGUCUUCUUCUCUGUCUCUCUCUGCUUCUGACGUUCUUUCCUACGCGGCAGGGGGGCAUCCGUCGACACGUCAGGCGGCGCACAGGGAGGAAUGCUUGCUGUCUCUGUCUCCAAGGCUCGACGAGAAGAAUGAAUCAUUUCGCUACACAUUCACCGUACUUGCACUGAACUGCGCCGUCUCUGCCUUCGUCGCCUUCCUCGCGCUUCUGCUCCUUGAUCUCUGGAAGCGGGAGGAUCGACAACGUCAGCGCGAGAGCGACAUCGACGAAAGAGCUUUCGAGAGAACCCAAACAGCUGUAGAGAGGGAGCGAAUGGCCUGCAUGAUUGACGAAGGCGCCUUCGUGAUUAUCAAAGAAGCUCUCGCGAUUGACAAAGAAGCUCUCGCGAUUGACAAUGGAGCUCUCGUGGUAGGCAGCAAAGCUUUUGUGGUGGACGGCUUCAAAGAAGAAGGCGAGAAGACAGAUGCAGGCUGUCGGAGUCAGCGAGGAAGAGAUGAAGAGACGGGAGAGACGAGAGAGAGCGAAGAAGGUCUCAAGAGAGAGACGUCUUUCAAGAACGAUUUAUGUGCUACAAGCGCCCCUUUGUCUUCCUGGGACUCGGCGCCAGUCGUGGUGGUGGGGAAAGAAGACGAAGAGGCGACGCUCGCAUCACCGUUUCCGUCGUUGGCCGUCAAGCAGAGAGAAGUGGAAUUCGCACCAAAGAGACAUCACGGGUCUCGUCUUCUUCCAGCGAGUCUCCGACAGGGAAAAGGAGAAGACGCGGACGCGGAAAAUGCAGCCAUUCGACGCGAGUUGCUUCUCGUCUCUCUCGGCACAUUUGCCGCGAAAGCCGCGAGUUUCCACUCUCUCACUGUCGUUGACUUCGCUACCCUCGCAGUCUCCAAGUGCGCCAAGCCGGUGGGGGUUUUGAUUUUGAAUGGCUUGCUCGGGCGCCGCGUGAGUCGCAAGGAAGUGGCGGGCGUCCUGUGGAUGGCCGUCUGGGUCUACGUAUUCAACGCGUCAUGCGCCUCCGACAAGAACCGAGCGAGCGCAAGCGGGGCCUCUGAUGCAGGCGUGAGAGAGCGCAUUAUCGGAAAUCUCGUGCUUCUCGCCAGCCUCACUCUCGACUCAUUCUCAGUCUCCAGGCAAGAUCACGUCCUCCUGCGACGCCACCGCCUCUGUCCGUACACCCUGAUGCUCGUGAGCAGCGUGUACGGUCUGCUGUUCUCCCUUGUUUUGUGUGUUUCGUUUGAGGGUGCUGCUGGACUGCGGUAUUUCCUGGGAUCCGUGUUCGCCGACUCCGGAGCCUCGAGUCUGGAGUCGGCCAGCUUCCUGUCUCCGCGGACGUCGCCGUCGCCAGUCUCGGAAUCUCCGCGUCUCAGCUCCACCGCCUUCCACCCGCACCCCGACAGCGCCCCUGACGCUGGGGCGCUCGGAGACAGCUUCUUUUUCCUGUCUCUCGUGUCGCUUUCGCCGCUUGCAUGCAGUGUGGUUGUCGCGGUCGGCGGCGCCGUCGCGCAGCUCUGUGGGAGUAAAUGCAUGCAACUGGUCGGUGCAGUCUGCUCCUCAAUCCUCACCACUCUGCGCCGCGUCGCCCUCGUCUUUGUCGCCUUGCUUCUCCAGAGCGAGCCGGUGCCUUGGCUAGCGAGCCUCGCUGUCGCCAACAUCUGCCUGGCUGGGAUUGUCAGACUCCUGUCUUCCUUGCGCGGACGAAAGAAGAUUCGUUCGCCUCUGCCGUCGCCGUCCUCACCUCGGUCUCCCUCGGCCCUCGAGGCUACCCAACGGCGCUUCUCUGAACGCACGCACAUCCCGUCUCAGGCGUUUUCUUCGCCGUCUCGACCGGGUGCUUCUCCCGCUGGGGGGAUUUCAGAUUUCCACGGCGAAGCGUCUUCUCCGUGCUCUUCGCUCACGCUCUCUCCGUCAGUGUCUCCUCGCCCUUUGUGGGUGUCUGCUUCGUGCCUCCAAGAGAGUCGCCGCGGCUGGACUGAAAGCUUGCAGAAUGCGCGACGCGUGGCUCCGUCUCUGGCCGGGUUUGCGACGCAAGCGGAAGAGGACUGGAGAGCCGAGGGCGUUGCCAGUGAGGAGACGCUGCAGUGUUCUUUCUCGUUCGUCUCUCAGCUUCCAUCGCUCUCCGCUUCGCCUGCUUCGACCUGCGAUAAAAUGCGCCAAGAAGACAGCCCCGCACUCGGACUUACUGUAUCCACAGUCGCCAACAGUGAAGACGGAGACGACGAGAAGGGGAAACGCAGUGAGUAG